Trypanosoma theileri is the source of this 666-nucleotide messenger RNA. Its product is annotated as putative phosphatase-like protein. The transcript has a single exon. Bases 1 to 666 code for a protein of 221 amino acids. Gene Ontology annotation, molecular function: protein-folding chaperone binding. Lineage: Eukaryota; Euglenozoa; Kinetoplastea; Trypanosomatida; Trypanosomatidae. The record is from RefSeq and is a predicted model, not a curated record.
AUGAGCCCGACAACAAAACCGUUUAAUGGAGCGGUGCGCUGCGAAUGGUUUCAGUCCCCAACACAAGUGACGUUCACUUUCUAUGUACGUGACCGUCAAGAGGAUGAUGUACGUGUGCAGGCGACGGACCGGUCACUGACAGUAACUAUUCUCCUUGAUCCCUCUGGGCGCGAGUACCAGUACAAUGUGGAUCAUUUCUAUGCACCGGUGACGCCCGAUGCCGCGGUGAUAAAUGUGCGGCCAAUGAAAAUUGAAAUAUCCCUUAAAAAGGCAUCUGAGAUGCAGUGGCCAGCGCUGGAAGCACUUGGCAACGAGGCGCCAAAGUUAGCCGCACCGUCGUUAACGGACUCUUCCAGCAAUGCUGCUGCUGUGGCGACAAACUCGUCGGUACCUUCAAAGGAGCUGAAGUACCCAAACAGCCGUGGAAAGGACUGGAGUGCUGUGAAGAUUGAUGACGACGAUGUGAAACCAGAAGGGGAGCAGGCUCUCAACGCACUUUUUCAGCAGAUCUACGGUAACGGUACGGAUGAGCAGCGUCGUGCGAUGAUGAAGUCUUUCGUGGAAAGCAACGGUACAGUUCUGUCCACUAACUGGGAUGAUGUGGGGAAGCGAGAAGUGAAGAUGGAGCCACCGACUGGAAUGGAACCGAAGCCGUAUACGAGCUGA